This is a messenger RNA of Miscanthus lutarioriparius, 1677 nucleotides long. The record is from the annotation of a GenBank genome assembly. NCBI's taxonomy places the organism in Eukaryota, Viridiplantae, Streptophyta, Magnoliopsida, Poales, Poaceae.
AUGGCGGAGCGGGACCGGAUCCUGGAGAGGGAGCGGAGGCAGAUGGAGCAGAUCCUAGAGCUGGAUAUGGAGGAGCUCCAGGUAGAGGAGGUCGACGACGACGGUUCAUCCUCCUCCUCCGACGUCGACACCUUCCUCAGAAAUGCUCAUGGAGAUGGAGGGAUUAACACUUCUGAGGAGCUUAUGGUUGAUACAUCUACUGUUUCCUUGCAAGAUGACACCUACCUUGAGGCAAAGAUCGAUGGUGCACGAGGCAAAUUUGCUUUCCUGGAUGGAGACAGAGUCCUGAAUCUGCCAACGUUUUACCUUCAAGGAGUUGUUUUGUUUCCUGAAGCUUCCCUACAUCUUCGAGUGUUUCAGCCUAGAUUAGUGGAAGCUAUUGACAAGGCUAUUAAUCAUGUUGAUGCUCCAUGCAUGAUAGGCGUGGUUUAUGUUUAUCGACACACAAAUGAUGGACAUUAUACUAUUGCUUCUGUCGGGACAAUGGCAGAGAUACAGAAAAUUCAACAGUUGGAUGAUGGUUCAUCAUGUAUUUUCUCUCAUGGUCAGCAGCGGUUUCGUCUUAUGCGCCAUUGGUUGGAUGUCGACGGAGUACCAUGGGGUGAAGUCCAAAUUAUUGAAGAAGAUACACCUCAAAGAACUCCAAGAGAUGCUUUUGGACAGUUAGCUGCAACUAACAGUUUCAGGCAAUGUGCUUCAUCGAUAGUGCCCAGUUUGCAUGCGUCAUGUUCUACACAACUUGAUCAUGUGGAUUCUGAUAUGGAUAGGGAUUCUCUAUCACCCACUAGCACUUCAAGUGACUACUCAGUAACAGAUAAAAGAAUAUACCUUUUAGGUUCCCGGUCCAGUGGCUUGGUAAGGUGUGGUAUUGUGGAUGAAUCCUCAAAUGAAGGCCAAAAUUCUAUACCUGAACAGUCUUGCCAGAGCCAUGAGUCUGUAAAAGAAAUUGAUGGGUAUGGUCAACCAGAUAAGAAUACAAACACAGGAGAUGAUGAUAAUCUUUGUUUCAUAUCCUCCAAAUCCUUUCAGAGAGCAAGAAAGAAAGAUACUAAACAGCAGAAACGCUACUUUGCAACAAAAAAUGCAUCACAGGCCCCAUUGUCAUUUUGGCCUCGCUGGGCUUAUGAGAUGUAUGAUUCGUAUUCACUUUCUAGGAGAGCUGCAGAUUUGUGGAGACAAGUAAUUUUAAACCCAAGCAUGGAUGAUCAUGUGAGGAAACCAAAUUAUUUGUCAUUUUGCAUUGGAAGCAAACUUCCUAUCUCAGAGUCUCUAAGGCAAGAAUUGCUUGAGAUUGAUGGAAUCUCAUAUCGACUACAGCGGGAGAUUCAGCUACUCAAAGCCUUCAAUUUCAUACGAUGUAGAAAUUGCCUGACCCGUAUUGCAAGACGAAGUGACAUGGUGGUGACGUCCAGUGACAGCCCAAUGUCUUCUCACAGCAAGCCCCACAGUUCUGUGAAAGAGAUUAUCACAGUAUACAGUGCCACUGGCCUUGCACUGCGCGGCGACCCUUCCAAAACUCACAGCUGGUUUCCAGGAUACACAUGGACGAUCGCGUUGUGCAGUGCCUGCCAGUCCAAUAUAGGCUGGCUGUUCAGAGCCGAUAACAAGAACCUGCAUCCGAGAUCCUUCUGGGCGAUACGGACUUCCCAAAUUUCAGAUGAUACACAAUCAAGAUAG